GAUACACAGGAGAAGGAAGCUACUUUAACCUCAUUACUAUCAGACGAAACAUGGAACAGAACCAGGACCUGGGACUACCUAAUGUGCAUUCAAAACCACAAAUGGAGUCCAGAGCUGAUCUUAAUGGGGAAGAUAUGGAAGAUGCUUCUAGUGGAACAAGUGAAAGCAAAGAGCAGCAAGGCAAGGGCAGUCCAAACCUGCUACUGAUGCUACAGGCAGCAGAGAGGAGGAGGACUCAGCAGCCCCGGGACAGAGAUGGGCUACAGGUAUCUGAAGUUGGGGCAAGAGGACAGCUUACUGAAGCUCUGAAGACUAAUAUGCAAAUACAGUUCACUGACCAGAAGCAAGAAUACAACAAACCUCCCACGAAGACUGUUCGGUCCAUGUCUCAGUCAUCUACAGAUAGCUUCACUUCAGUGCACAGUGACAGCUCUGAGGAUGAGUCUUCUCCCAGAGACAAGCAUCAGAAGUCCGCCAAAGGCCUGUCUGACUUCUGCAUCAAAAACAUCAAUCAGGCUGAUUUUGGACGCAAAGAAAUAGAAAUGGCAGAACAAGAAAUGCCAGCUCUGAUGAACCUGAGGAAAAGGGCAGGUGGGGAGAAACCACUGGCUGGAGCCAAAGUAGUGGGCUGCACGCACAUAACUGCACAGACAGCAGUGCUAAUUGAGACUCUGGCUGCAUUGGGGGCUCAGUGUCACUGGGCGGCCUGUAACAUCUUCUCAACUCAGAAUGCCGUGGCUGCUGCUCUGGUUAAAGCAGGCAUCUCAGUGUUUGCGUGGAGAGGAGAAUCAGAGGAUGAGUUCUGGUGGUGCAUUGACCAAUGUGUCGCCGCUGAGACCUGGCAGCCCAAUAUCAUCCUGGAUGACGGAGGUGACCUGACCCACUGGAUCUAUAACAAGUACCCAGACCUGUUUAAGAAGCUCAAAGGCGUUGUGGAGGAAAGUGUUACAGGCGUCUACCGGUUGUACCAGCUGUCAAAGGCAGGCAGAUUGUCUGUUCCUGCCAUGAAUGUCAAUGACUCUGUGACCAAGCAAAAGUUUGACAACCUCUACUUUUGCAAGGAGUCCAUACUGGAAGGACUGAAGCGAACCACUGACAUCAUGUUUGGAGGAAGACAUGUGUUGGUGUGCGGAUAUGGUGAGGUUGGAAAAGGCUGCUGUGCUGCCCUAAAAGCACUGGGUGCUGUAGUAUAUGUCACAGAAGUGGAUCCUAUCUGUGCCCUUCAGGCCUGUAUGGAUGGCUUCAGAGUAAUUAAAAUGAGUGACAUACUCAGACAGGUAGACGUGGUCAUCACCUGCACAGGCAAUAAAAAUGUUGUUAUGAGAGAACAUCUGGACAAAAUGAAGAGCGGCUGCAUAGUCUGCAACAUGGGACACUCCACCAGUGAGAUAGACAUGGCAGGUCUGCGGACUUCAGAUCUGAAGUGGGUGCAUGUGAGGCCUCAGGUGGAUCAUGUCAUCUGGCCUGAUGGCAAGAGAAUUGUCUUGCUGGCAGAGGGUCGCUUGCUGAAUCUGAGCUGCUCCACUGUGCCCUCAUUUGUCCUCUCCAUCACAGCUGCUACUCAGGCCAUGGCUCUCAUAGAGCUGUACAAUGCCCCAGAAGGACGAUACAAAAAGGAUGUCUACCUGCUGCCAAAGAAGAUGGAUGAAUACGUUGCCAACCUUCACCUGCCAUUAUUUGACGCACACCUCACAGAGCUGACAGAUGAUCAGGCCAAGUACAUGGGAUUCAGCAAGCAUGGACCCUUCAAACAUAAUCAUUACAGGUAUUGACUUUUUGAUCAUAAAGCUGAAGGACAGAAGACGUGCUGUUGUUGAUUUUAUGUUUGAGCACUGACGCCCUCUACAGUCUGAAGCUCACAGAGGACUGUGAGGCGACAGUUGAUUAGGCCUGAUUUCUCUGUGUAUGCACAGCUGUAUUCCUGUGUUUUAAGAGUUACUUUUCUAUCAGCUGAACAAUCCUAAAAUUAUAUUAACUGUUACAGGUUAUUAGAUGUUUGCACAUCUAAAAAAAAAUUAUUAUGUGGUCAAUUAUUCUAUUGCAUGGCACUGAACAGAAGUGGCCCUCCAAUCUCACUGUACAUCCUGUAUAAUGACA
Molecule: messenger RNA, 2097 nt
Organism: Archocentrus centrarchus (flier cichlid)
Lineage: Eukaryota; Metazoa; Chordata; Actinopteri; Cichliformes; Cichlidae
Product: S-adenosylhomocysteine hydrolase-like protein 1
Exons: 17
Coding region: 51-1772 (573 amino acids)
Biological process (GO): L-methionine cycle
Cellular component (GO): cytosol
Source: RefSeq, a predicted model, not a curated record